This is a messenger RNA of Pyrus x bretschneideri (Chinese white pear), 1839 nucleotides long. Its product is annotated as mitochondrial inner membrane protein OXA1-like. Gene Ontology annotation, cellular component: mitochondrial inner membrane. Gene Ontology annotation, molecular function: membrane insertase activity. The coding region runs from base 241 to 1533 and encodes 430 amino acids. The transcript is spliced from 11 exons. The record is from RefSeq and is a predicted model, not a curated record. Lineage: Eukaryota; Viridiplantae; Streptophyta; Magnoliopsida; Rosales; Rosaceae. Gene Ontology annotation, biological process: mitochondrial respiratory chain complex IV assembly; protein insertion into mitochondrial inner membrane from matrix.
AACGGCACGCCGUUUCAACAUGUUUGUUUUUCAUUUCUUUCCAAACCUACUGUGUUGGGAAUUCGUGAAAAAAUGAAGCAUUUCUGCUGCUAAUGGAUUUUCUGUCUCCUCGCCUCUAGAAGAGAACUGAGAAGAUUCGGAAAGUCACUGCUCUCAUUCUUUUCAGCUUUCGUGUAAACCCCAGCUGGGUUCCUCAAAUUCAAGCCCUCAAAAAAUAUUGGCAGAAGUUAGCUGGCAUAAAUGGCUUGCAGACGAAGUGUCUCCACGACAGUGAUCUUUGUCACUCGACGUUUCAACCCGUCAUUUAGUCACAUUCUUCAUGAUAACAAUGAGGAUACUAAACCAACUUCACCAAAUUCAAGUUCAACUCCAUCUGUGAUCAAGAGUAUUUUGCCAAGUCCAUACAACUCAAUCACUCGAUUUUGUUUUGGUUCUCAAUGUAGAGAGAGGACAGGCUCAUCACUGGCUUGGAAAAUGGGACUUGGCUCCUUUUCUUGUCGGUAUAUGUCUACUGUAAUUGGUGAUGGGUCUGAUAAGAUUAAUGACACUGGCUAUUUUGCUGAGGUUAUUGCGGAUAAAACAUUGGAAGUAGUAACCUCCCAAGCCCCUGCUGUGAGUGAAGUGGCUGUUGCAGCAGCGGAUUCUUUCCCCCCAGUUGCUGCCCUGCAGUACUUGAUCGAUGGUGUCCAUUCUUUUACUGGAUUGAAUUGGUGGGCAUCAAUAGCUUUAACAACUAUUCUGAUUCGAGGGGCUACAGUUCCACUUCUUAUAGAUCAACUCAGGGCCACUACACAACUUAAUUUAAUGAGGCCGCGCUUAGAGGAGUUAAGACAACAGAUGCAAAAUAUGGCAACAGAUCCAAAUGUUAUGCAAGAGGGUCAGAGACGAAUGAAGGCAUUGUUCAACGAAUAUGGAGUCACUCCGUUUUCUCAAUUGAAAGGACUGUUCAUUCAAGGUCCCAUCUUCGUCUGUUUUUUCUUAGCUAUUAGAAACAUGGCCGAGAAGGUUCCUUCUUUUGAAAGUGGGGGGGCUCUUUGGUUUACUAAUCUCGCUACCCCCGAUAGUCUUCUCAUCCUUCCAGUUCUAACAUCAUUGACAUUUCUGAUUACAGUAGAGUGCAAUAUGCAGGAGGGUCUGGAAGGGAAUCCCAUUGCCCAAACGAUGAAAAACUAUUCCAGAAUCCUUGCUGCCAUUUCAAUUCCUGUGAUGAUGAGUUUCCCUAAGGCGCUGUUCUGUUAUUGGCUGACCUCCAACAUGUUCUCCCUUGCAUAUGGAUUAGUAAUUAGGCGCCCAGAGGUGAAGAGUUACCUUCGCCUUCCAGUAAUUCCCAUGCCACCUCCUACUGCAUCCAAGCCUCAUUCCUUUAUGUCUUCGGCAAUUGAACAAGAUACUACCGUUGAAUCAGAACCUUCGUUAUGCUCAGAGCAAACAAAGGCUGCAGACACAAGAAUAUCACGGACUUCAAUUCUCAAGCAGAGGCUUAGAAUUCUGGAAAAGAAAAUCAAGGAAAAAAAGAAACAAAAUAAGAUGUGAACGCAACAAGUUUAUGGUGCAGCGGAUGAUGAAAAGUUUUCGGUAGACAGGCUAUAAAUCAGUUAACAGAGGAAUGGAAUCCUUUUCGUUAGAACAUGUUCUUAGACAAAUAGUGUUACCCAUUUUUCUACAAUGUGAUUUUAAGCUCAGAAUCUUAUAUCAAAUGAUCCUAAAAUAAAGUUUAGGUGACUGAUAUUGUUAUUAUUGUUAUUGAAUGACUUGACAAUGACAUGGCAUGAUGAAAAGAUAUGAGAGCAUUUUUGCUCGAGUGGUGGUGAGCAUUACCACCGCGGUUAUUAUCUUCAA